Molecule: messenger RNA, 3969 nt
Organism: Podarcis muralis (Common wall lizard)
Lineage: Eukaryota; Metazoa; Chordata; Lepidosauria; Squamata; Lacertidae
Gene: SLC39A4
Product: solute carrier family 39 member 4
Biological process (GO): intracellular monoatomic cation homeostasis; zinc ion import across plasma membrane
Cellular component (GO): plasma membrane
Molecular function (GO): zinc ion transmembrane transporter activity; monoatomic cation:bicarbonate symporter activity
Source: RefSeq, a predicted model, not a curated record
UCUCAUGAGCACCGGUUGUGAAAAAACCCACCGAACGCCUCUCUCCCUCCUUCCUCAUCCUCACCCUUGUGGCCUGGAUGAGGUAACAGCGGAGGAUCCCUUCCACCCCAAAGGGGGACGUUGGGUGGGUGAGCUCAUGAGGACGGUUGGGCAAGAAGCUGGAGGCUGAAGCUGGCUCAUUUCCUCCCUGGCUGGAGCCUUGGCUGCUCGCCUCUUUUCCUGGUGACCCAGGAGCUCGGAUUAGGCAGGGUCUGCCGCCUCUGCCUCUCUGCUUGCCAAGACCUGCCCCUCUAUCAAGGUGAGGGAUCUGCGUAGCUGGACAGGUUCUGUGGAAUGGUUAACCUGAGGCAAUCUCACCCUGAGCCAAUCAUCGCAAGCGGCAGAGCGGGGCAGCCGAGAGUCUACAGCACCUGGGCACCUGCCCCAAAGCCUGUCUUGGAGAAGCAGCCAGCCAGCAGCAGGCACACCUGCCAGUCUCCAGAAGACAGCCUUGCUAACCCAGCCAUGACACCUCUCCCCUGGACAGCCUCCGUUGUCGCCGUCGUCCUCCUGCUCUGUCUCCCAGGGAUGGCAAUGCCAGGGCCCGGCCCGGAGGAUGCCAGCCUAGACCCGGCCCUGCUGGAGCUGCGAACUCUCCUGGCGUCGGGCGAAGAAGGCGCUCUGCCCCAGGGCACCCUGGAGUCCCUGUUAAAUAUUGCGGUGGGUCGUGUGCAGUGCCCGGCAGUGCCGUGUGAAAAGUGUCUCUCUGCUUCGGAUAUUUUUACACUCACAAAGAGAAAAACUCCCAGAGAUGCCAACCUCACAUCCUCGGAGCUGUUGCUGUUCUCCGCUGGCCUGGUCUACUACCUCACUGACCCCAUAAUAGCUUGCCAGGCCGUGGCGGACGGAGACUGGGUGGCCAAGGUCCGCACUUUGCAGAGCGAAUUCUUAGAGGGGAAUCCUGCCGCUGGGCCUGAUCGAGAGAAGGUGGCCGAGUUGAUGGGGGCCGUUCAGAGAAAUAUCCAGGAGAAUGAAAGAAGUGAGCCCUGCGCAGGAGUAGACCAGAUCCUGGAGAGCAGCGCAUGGAUCUCCAAUCGAGUAGCCUCGGAGCCAGCUGGGCGGGUGCUGGCAGCCGUUGCCUACCAUGCCCUGGCGGGGGGCUGCUUCCAUGCCCUCCCCCCAGAACACUACUUUGUGGAAUACAUCUUUGGGCUCUACGGCAACAAGACCCACAACCUCACCUUGGCAGGCUUGACCAGGCUGAUGGAGCAGCUCAAAGUGGGUCCUGAGGCGUCCCACGCAGGACACGACCACGGGGAACCUGGGCAUGAGCACCCUCACGACGACCACGCACUUGGCAGCCACCACGACCACGCGCACGAGGGCGCCACGCACGAUCACCCUCACGAUCAUGGUGACCACGAGGGUCACGAGGACCAUCACCACGGCAAUGACACUGACCACCACCAUGGAGAUGAAAUGGACCACCCUGCAAACCGAACAGAGAAGAAUAUAGCCCGGCGAAGGCGGAGUCUGCCUGGAACGGGCGAGCAGGACGCCAACGUCUGGGAUACGGUCUGCCUCAGCCCCAGUGACCUGUUUGAGAUUUACGGGAUCGACGAAAGCGCAGGAAUCUCCAGCCCUGAUUUCAGCCGCGUGAGCCCAGCGCUGGUGCAGCAACAGCUGAGCAAAGCCUGCUCUGCCCCCCGGAACGCCCCUGCCGACGGGCGGCUCACCACUGCGCAGAAAUACAUCUACGGCUCGCUGGCAACCCUGCUGAUCUGCCUGUGUGCCCUGUUUGGCAUCGUCGUCCUCCUCUGCACCACCUGCAUCAGCGCCUACCAGUACGUGAUCCAGCUCUUCGUCAGCCUGGCGGUGGGAUCCCUCACUGGGGAUGCUAUGCUGCACCUCAUCCCCACGUUCCUGGGUCUCCAUUCUCACUCCCAUGGCGAGGGCCACUCCCAUGACCCCCACGGAGCUGAGGGCCACAACGUCCUGUGGAAGCUACUGGCCGUGCUGGGAGGGCUCUACCUCUUCUUCCUCCUCGAAAAGUUCUUCAUCCUCCUGGGGCACUCGGACGACGACGAGGAGCACAGCACAGGGCACCAGUGCGACCACGGCAUGUCCCUGCAGCUCUACCAAGACGAGAUGAAGAGGAGGAAGCAGGAGAAGGGUGCUUCUCACGCUGACCUGGUGACUGCUGAGGAGGCAGAUUUCAGCCAGAUGCGGAAGAAAGAGACCCUCAGUCGAGAGCUGAGGAUGCUGCCGUACAUGAUCACCAUCGGAGACGCCAUCCACAACUUCGCCGAUGGACUGGCCGUUGGCGCCGCCUUCUCCUCUUCUUGGAAGACGGGUCUGGCCACCUCGCUGGCCGUCUUGUGCCACGAACUGCCCCACGAGCUCGGGGACUUUGCCGCCCUGCUCCACGCCGGGCUGAGCGUCAAGUGGGCUUUGCUGCUCAACUUCCUCAGCGCCCUCACAGCCUUCCUGGGCCUCUACAUCGCGCUUUCUGUGUCCACGGGAGAAGAGUUCGAGGCCUGGAUUUUCACCGUGGCCACUGGCCUCUUCCUCUACGUGGCCCUGUGCGAUAUGCUCCCGGCCCUGAUGAAUGUGAAAGAUAAGCGCCCGUGGCUCCUCUUUGCCCUGCAAAACGUGGGACUCUUGGCUGGCUGGGGCAUCCUGCUGGUGCUUUCCAUCUUUGAGGACAGAAUCGCACUUUGAGCGCAGCUGGGCACCUCUCGUUUGCCUGCCGGCGUGGCGAGGUCCGGGCUGUCCUCCGCCAGAGACUGGAGAGUGGGCGGACAACGGCCCGGCUGUCAUCAUCCUCAAAAUCAAAGACUGGGGACUUUCUUUGCCACCCAUGCCCACAGCAUGGCCUUGAACGAUGCCCAUGCCACGGCUCCCCUCUCCCUCUCCUCCUAUUUAUUGCAUUUCGACAUGCCACCCUAAUCUCAAAACGGUGCGCAUUUCAGGGGUUGCAGGCGUGCUUGACCCAGGGUCUGGUCUUCCUUUGGAAAUGCGGCACAGCAGAGACUGUGGCGUCUCUAUGAUAUAUGGUUUAUUUACCUGUCUACACAACCUGAGUCUAGAUGGUGGGCAGAUAGCAGAAUUCCAGCUAGGCUUGGUUCCCAUCUAUGAUCUUUACUUGAAACACAAUGCCCCCCCCCCCGAGGCUGGGCAAGGGAAUGGUCGUUGGGCCAGUGAAGGGGCCCUUCUGAGUCUCUGGGGCCAGUGCCCCACUGGGCUGACCGCUGGUGUGAAUAAUAAGAGACCAAUUCAGAAGCCAAAAGCUAGUCCUAGCUGGGUAAAUCAAGGGGAGGAAAGCUGCUAGUUCAGGGGUGAAAGACCAGGGGUUCGUCUGCUGGUGUGUCCUGUUAAAAGCAUCUUAGCUUUCUCUGCUUGGGAACCUGGAAAGAAAAGCAUGACUUAUUAAGACAGCCCUCUGGGCGGGACACAAGCUGGCUGGGCCUGAUGGGAAUUGUAGUCCGGAACAGCUGGAGCGGCUCCAGCUUAGCAAAGUCAGGUGUAAUAAUUCUGCAGGGAUGGAUUUAGGGCUACGCUUGUGGGGCACCCGCACUGGGCGCUGAGCCGAGGUGCUGGGCUUUGGGAAGGACGCAUGAGGCUCUGACAGUGUCUUAGAGUCCUUCCGCCUCCUUCCAAAAGCCUAGUUAGUGCUUUCCCAGCUUUGGGAAAGAGCUGGGAGGGCUCUGGGACUCUGCCAGAGCCCUUGCACCUCCUUUCCAAAGUCUGGCGCCUCCUUACCCACCUUUGGGAAGGCAGUGAGAGGGCUGGGGUGUCAAAUGUUGGCCUCGCACAGGAUGUUGUUGGGGACCGUGCUGAGGAGGGCUGCAUUGAGGAGGAAUGGUGGAAGUCCACCCUGCUUCCCCUGCUCCAGACCCUGAAUCUUCCCAGGAGCAGGAUGACAGUAUAGAUUUGGAACAGUGGUUCGUAGAGGGACAUAGUUCAGAAGGCAGCAGCUGGGAAAUACUG